This is a messenger RNA of Didymella exigua CBS 183.55, 1611 nucleotides long. RefSeq lists its product as uncharacterized. The transcript is spliced from 5 exons. The record is from RefSeq and is a predicted model, not a curated record. NCBI's taxonomy places the organism in Eukaryota, Fungi, Ascomycota, Dothideomycetes, Pleosporales, Didymellaceae. Bases 1 to 1611 code for a protein of 536 amino acids.
AUGCUAAAGCCCAUCGAGUCAGAGCUGCAGCCCUUCAACUUCGAGGAGGUGCUUGCAGCUGAUCGUGCUGCCGGCAGUCGCAAUAUCCACAUCGACGUCAGUCGCAACUCCAAAGGCGUCGCGGUACCAUCUCUCGAACGACUAAAGCGCAAAGUACAGAGGUGCCUCACCAACGACACCAAGUAUAGGCUUACCACAACCAAGUUAUACAUCAGUGGUGACUGGAACUACGCUGGGCCAGAAGAUACACUGGCUGAGAAUGAGAAGACGCUCGCAGAUGCGCAAGAGUGGAAGGAAGGUGUCGACGCUGUCCGCGAGCUCAUUCGCGCGAUGGUCAAGCUGAAGGAGCUAAUAUGGCUUGGUGGCCUCCCGUUCAUGGCGUCGGUCUUCGAAGAUCUGAAUAAGCGCAAUCUGACGAAGCUGGUAUUGGACCUCCACAACCAUGUCCGCGUCGUCGACGAAGCCCAUGACGGCCGCUACCUCAUCAAACUGCACAUCAAUCAGGAAGAUAUGAAGCCGUUACUCAAGCAGACCAGGCUGCAGGAACUUCGCUUGCGACGCUUGAGGGACUCUAUGCAGCUCAUCGCCUGGAAGACCGUCUACAUGAACGAGCUGCCGGGAGGCAUGCGCACGCUCGAGCUACAGAUGGAUGUUAUGCCUAUCACCCGCAAUGGUAAUAGCAAGUGGCACAAGGCUGCUGAUGUCCGCGGCUUGACGGUUGCGCAACCUGGGUUGCUCGAGAAGCCAUACAAGGGUCGUGAUGGGAAGGGCGGUCUCCACUGGAAAUUCGGUUACGGCGAGUAUCUCGACGGCGAUUGUAUUCGGAAGGCGAGGAUCGCGACUGGUCCAGAAGAACCAGUACCUCUUCAGCUACAGUACCUCUGGCUUGAUGGUUUCGUGAUUGACCAUCUUCCAUUCGAACACGAGCUGACAGAGAUCAACUUCCUUGGAUGUGGCGAGAAGUGCAUCGAUGCGGGCAUGCGAGCUCCUAGGACCCACGCGGAGCCAUUCCUCGCUUGGAGCAAGAGGGUUAACCAUACUGCCUGUCGUUUUGGCUUGCAGUGGCCAAACUGGACCGGGAUCUUCGAUUCCGAGGGCGAGCAGCGCGACGUGCAUGGCCAGGUCAUCUCUCAGGAAGCAGGUCUCUCGACGCCGUUCGCCGAAUACGCGCCUUCUCCACCACAACAGUUGCCACUGACGGAGAAGACUUUGAACCUGAAGGACAUCGGCGAUGCACUCAACAAUGUCUCUAAGCCUGACUACUUCAACAUCCCGUAUCCCACACCUCCUUUGAUGCCAGCUACGCCUCUCGGCGCCAUUUCGAAUCUGUCAGAACGCGGGUCUGAGGUCCCGACAGAGACAGCGCUCUCUUCGACCACAACAGAGAUCCCUACAAUCGAUGGCGUUGACGAUGUAGAAAGUUCAGGCCCAGGUUUGGACUCCGGGGCCAGCUCUCCUAUCCUGCAUGCCAACGGUGCCAGCGACUCUACGCCGGAGAUGUCCCCCAUGGUUUUCAGCUGUAGCAGCAGCUUCGGGAGCGAUGGCCCGGCUCUUGGUCACAGGGUAAGGAAAUCCCUGUCUGAUAACUACUGGGUUCUUGGUCCUUCUUAA